AUCAGGAGGGGGAACUUUUAACUGAAGCGGGGACAUCAGCCUAACGCUCACAUGGAUACUAAACCGGGUCGACAAGUAUUUUAAUAUCAAUAUCUUUGUGCAACAUCGUGACUUUGUUUUAACUCGAUCAAAAAAAAGUGUGGUAUCCUUUUAUGGGCUCAAAACAAAAAAUGAAUUGACUGGACAGGUGCGUGGACAGCUUAAUUAACAACUGUGCUUCGUUCUGGCGUCAUUAUUGCGUUAACAUUGGUGAUAUUAUUAGUUGAUAUAAAAUGGAGCAGAAACAUUGUUUUACGUGUGGAAGUGAAUCGUCGUCGUCGUCCGGUUCAAACACCUUGUCCGAGGGGGAAGAAAUGUCGCCUGUGGUGCACAUCAAAGUUUCUACAGAUGAUGGACACAACUCGGACUCGGAAAGUGUCCUCGAGGAAGAGGACGACGACAAUGACACACCAACAAGGGAUGAAGAAAGUGAAGAGGAAGACGAAAAGUUGGACGACAUCCACUACUCCCCCUCCACAUACCUCAGGAAGUCCAGUAACCCAGAGCUGUCUCAUGGAUUAAGUUCUGCUCUGAAAUUUAAACUACACCUCAAUGAGGAUGGAAAAUACCUUCGAAGGAGGAGCCUGGGGGGUGGCCUCACAGGAAAGUACCUCCUGCUACCCACCCUUCCCCAGCAGACACACACCACAUCAGAGACCUCUAACCUGGUCCGUAUGUCCCUGAACCUCGGGAAGUCAGACCCCUCCCUCACCUCCAGCUCGAAAGAGCUGAGUCUUCCUCGAAGAGGCAGUUUCUGCAGAACGAGCAACAGAAAAAGCCUGAUAGGAAGCGGUCAGUCUACAGGUUUACCCCGUCCCCACUCCCCUCUCUCGUCUUUAACAGGAACAAGCCCACAAGACAGUCCUAGAAAUUUCUCUCCUAGUGCCUCAGCUCAUUUCUCCUUUGCACGAAGUCAUUGCCACAGAGCAGACAGGACUGAUGGUCGCCGCUGGUCGUUUGCCUCCCUUCCCUCCUCUGGAUAUGGAACCAACACGCCUAGCUCCACCGUCUCUUCAUCCUGUUCAUCACAGGAGAAGCUGCAUCAGCUGCCCUUCCAACCUACGCCUGAUGAACUGCACUUCCUCUCGAAGCAUUUCUGCACAGAGAGUAUCUCUGGGGAGGAAUGCCGCAGAGCCACGGCUCAGAUGCGACCAAGAUCACGCAGUCUCAGCCCUGGAAGAUCUCCUUCAUGCUACGACCAUGAGAUUAUCAUGAUGAAUCACGUCUACAAAGAGCGAUUUCCCAGAGCCACCGCUCAGAUGGAGGAAAGGAUUCAAGACAUCAUCCGCAGCAACUCUCCGGAGAGCGUCCUCCCUUUGGCAGAUGGUGUGCUCGGCUUUGCCCACCAUCAGAUUAUUGAGCUGGCCCGUGACUGUCUGGAGAAAAGCCGGCUAGGACUCAUCACCUCCAGCUAUUUCUGCGAGCUCACUGACAAGCUGGAGAAGCUUGUUCAGGAGUCAACAGAGAGAUCAGAGAGUGAGGAGGUCAACUUCAUUAAAGAGCUGGUGAAGAAGAUCCUCAUCAUCAUAGCCCGACCUGCUCGACUGCUGGAAUGUCUGGAAUUUGACCCGGAGGAAUUUUACCACCUUUUGGAGGCCGCUGAAGGACACGCUAAAGAGGGCCAAGGCAUCAAAACAGACAUCCCACGUUACAUCAUCAGCCAGCUGGGACUCACAAGAGAUCCUCUGGAAGAAAUAGCUCAGCUGACCAGCUGUGACAGCGGGAUUGCAGAAACACCAGAGACAGACGACUCUUCUCAGAGCCUCAGCACAGCCCUGCGGUGUCGGCGUAAACCCUGUGAAUUAGAUUUUGAGAUGACAAAACUCAUCAGCAAUGGUGCUUAUGGAGCUGUGUAUCUGGUUCGUCACAAGGAAACGAAGCAGCGGUUUGCCAUGAAAAAGAUCAACAAGCAGAACCUUAUUUUGAGGAAUCAGAUACAACAGGCCUUUGUGGAGAGAGACAUCCUCACCUUCGCAGAGAACCCUUUUGUGGUGUCCAUGUACUGCUCCUUUGAGACCCGGCGGCACCUGUGCAUGGUCAUGGAGUAUGUUGAAGGUGGAGACUGUGCAACCCUUCUGAAGAACAUGGGUCCUCUGCCUGUGGAUAUGGCCAGGAUGUACUUUGCAGAGACGGUGCUGGCCUUGGAGUAUCUCCACAACUAUGGCAUCGUCCACAGAGACCUCAAACCAGACAAUUUGCUGGUCACCUCAAUGGGACACAUUAAACUGACAGAUUUUGGGUUGUCCAAAGUCGGGCUGAUGAACAUGACCACUAACCUGUAUGAGGGACACAUAGAGAAAGACGCCAGGGAGUUCUCUGAUAAGCAGGUCUGUGGAACGCCUGAGUAUAUUGCACCCGAGGUGAUCCUGAGACAGGGCUAUGGGAAGCCGGUGGACUGGUGGGCAAUGGGCAUCAUCCUCUACGAGUUCCUGGUGGGCUGCGUGCCUUUCUUUGGAGACACACCGGAGGCGCUGUUCGGACAGGUCAUCAGUGAUGAGAUCAACUGGCCUGAGGGAGACGAUGCCCCGCCGCCCGACUCUCAGGAGCUCAUCACCUUGCUCCUCCGACAGAACCCUCUGGAGCGGAUGGGCACAGGCGGAGCCGCAGAAGUGAAGCAGAAUACGUUUUUCAGUGACCUGGACUGGAACAGUCUGCUGAGGCAGAAGGCAGAGUUUAUUCCUCAGCUGGAGUCUGAGGAUGACACUAGCUACUUCGACACUCGCUCUGAGAGGUACCAUCACCUGGAGACAGAGGAGGAGGAUACAAACGAUGAAGACUUCAAUGUGGAGCUGCGGCAGUUCUCCUCUUGUUCGCACAGAUUCUCCAAGGUUUACAGCAGCCUGGAUUUGUCCCGUGGGCUCCUGGAGGAGAAGGGAGAGACGGAGGGGAAGAAGAGUGAGAGCCCACUGACUGUCGACUCUCUCAGCUGGACGCCAGAUUUUGCUGAAAUGCCCUCACUCUCCCACUCCACAGAGGCAGACAGUCUGAAUCCGGAUCUUCGCCCCAACUUGUUGCCAAAGUUUGCCAUCUCAGCAGAGAGUGAAGCAGACGAGACCUCCGGCCUCGGUGACCCCAGCAAGACCUCCAUCUCCAUCGGAGAGCUCCCCCAGGAUGAGCCGGACGCUACCACUCCAGGCAGCACUCACAGUGGAGCCACGCUCUCUGGAAGUUUCUCAGAGCAUCUGGACCAGUUGACCCCCAGAGGUGAGGGUUUGCAGAGCCCCGACAGUACCAGCCAUGCCUCCGCAGACCAGGGUCCUCACAACAACUCUCUGCGGCCAGAGAGCGCUGCCGAGAAGACCGGCGCUGUGGCAAAAGUCCCAAAGUCUGUCUCAACCGGUGCCCUUUCCCUCAUGAUCCCCGGGGAUACCUUCGGGGUCUCUCCUCUGGCCAGCCCUCUCUCUCCAUACUCCCUCUCCUCAGACCCUUCCUCUAGAGACUCCUCUCCAAGCCGAGAAACCUCCCACCUUACUGCCAACCCGCGGCAGCCCAUCGUCAUCCACAGCUCGGGGAAGAAAUUUGGCUUCACACUCAGGGCGAUUCGGGUGUACUCUUGUGACGGCGACAUCUACACUGUGUACCACAUGGUCUGGAAUGUAGAAGAUGGCGGGUCUGCCCAUAAAGCCGGACUCAAAGCUGGAGACCUCAUCACUCAUGUGAACGGAGAACCAGUUCACGGCCUCGUCCACACUGAAGUGGUGGAGCUCCUGCUCAAGAGUGGUAGCAAAGUUACCAUCUCCACUACCCCAUUUGAAAAUACUUCAAUAAAAACUGGUCCAGCCCGGAGGAACAGCUACAGGAGCAAAAUGGUGAGAUGCUCCAAGAAGCCCAAGAAGGAGAAGACACCAGAAAGGCGCCGCUCCCUCUUCAGGCGCUUUGCCAUGCAGCCAUCUCCUCUGCUGCACACAAGCCGCAGUUUCACCUCCCUCAACCACUCUCUGUCCUCUGGUGAGAGUCUCCCUGGCUCCCCCACCCACAGUCUCUCCCCCCGUUCCCCUAGCGCCAUCUUUCGCCCCACACCAGACUUCCCCCAGUCAGGUGGCAACUCCUCCCAGAGCAGCUCUCCCAGCUCCAGUGCUCCGAACUCCCCCGCAGGGUCUGGGCACAUCCGUCCCAGCACCCUCCACGGCCUCGGCCCCAAACUCCCGGUACAAAGGCUUCGGCAGGGGCGCCGCAAGUCAGCCGGCAGCAUCCCUCUUUCCCCUUUGGCUCGCACACCUUCACCUACACCUCAACCAACAUCCCCUCAGCGCUCACCAUCUCCCCUCCUCACUGGACAUCCUGUUGCCAUUUCCAAAUCAAACCAAGCCUUCCCAGCCAAGAUACAUUCCCCACCCACAAUUGUACGACAUAUUGUGCGGCCAAAAAGUGCUGAGCCGCCUCGCUCUCCGUUGCUAAAACGUGUCCAGUCUGAGGAGAAGCUAUCCCCCUCUUACUCAGGAGAUAAGAAGCAUCUAUGUCCCAGAAAACACAGCCUGGAGGUGACCCAAGAGGAGGUGCCAGAUGAGGAGCUGAGGCCCGGGGAGAGGGAUUACACCGUCUUGCAGAGUGUGGAGGAAACCGUCAGUGAGCCGCUGUUAAGCAGCCGUGUUCGACCUGUGGAGCAGGGCUGCUUAAAGAGGCCCGCCGGCCGCAAGAUGGGCCGGCAGGAGUCUGUUGAGGAGCUUGACAAGGAGAAGCUGAAGUCCAAGAUGGUUGCAAAGAGACAAGAUUGGUCCGAGAGGAGGGAGUCUCUACAGAAGCAGGACGCCUUGUGUGAUUCUGAAUCAUCCCAGUGGUGUGGUGAUGACAGGGAGGAAAGUUUUUUGGUCCGAGGCCAAAAUAAGACCCAGAGCAGCCCGGACUCUGGUCCUCUGGAGGUCAAAGCUGCUAGCACAACAUUAAAAGAUGUGCUUUACAAGAAACUCACCACACGUGUCUCUGAGGGCCUCGCUGAAACAUCCAAUGGCGAAACUGAUGGAGGACACAGAUCAGCUCUCUGCUCGAAUCAUUCCGAGUGGCAGCACUCCAGGCAGGGUAAAGACAACAUGAAGCCGGACCGAUUGGACUUCAAAGCUCCCAACAUCGAGUUCACCAGGAAGAGGCUGUCUUUUGAGGACAGAGAGGACUGCAUGUGUCGGUUGUCCUCUGGCAUCCAUGAGAACCUGCACUUCGGCUCCACCCGGUCUAAGAGCCUCCAGCUGGACACGGCCAUGUGUCAUGAACACAUGAAGGCAGGACUAGGAAGCGUCCACUCCAGCCCUGAAUGCCUGUCCCCUAAGCUUUUCUCCGGCAGAGGGGAGAGCGCUGUUGAAAAGCUCCAGCUCAUCUCCGCUGAGUCUCCACUGCGAAAGACGUCAUCUGAAUACAAACUUGAAGGACGCCACGUCUCCUCUCUCAAACCUCUGGAGGGCACCCUGGAUAUCGGUCUGCUCUCAGGGCCCAGAGUCUCAAAAACAGAAAACUGUUUAUCCAAGAUGGCAGGGAACUCAAGCGAGACUGUUUCUUUGAGUCCAAUUUGGCUCCAGACCCCUGCAGAAAGACAAAUAAAAGUCCCCCAACUGAAAACUACUGACAAGCUGAAGAGCCCCCUGGCUUGUUCCACAAGUCCUCCUGAAGCUGUUUCUUCUCUAAACAACAUAGUCGCCUCCAAAGAUCAGUCAAAGAAUGCCUCCACAGAGGUGAAGAUCAGUGCAAGUUGUGAGAAAACACCGGAAAGAAACAGUGAACCACUAAAGGCUCAAAGCAGCAAAGUGGAGGCCUCAAGUUUUCCCUUUAAACCAGAGAGCAAGACGGGUAUGAAGUCCAGUUUACCGCCUCAUGAACACAGAGGCCCUCGACACAGCUCCCACUUCUCCUCCUGUGGAAAAACACCCUCCAUACGAGAAGUCAGCAAUGAAGAUCAGGAGGAUGAAGCAGAGCAGGAGGAAAUCACACCACACACUACAUCACAACACACCGACAGCUCCAGGACAGGGCUCCCUUUGACUUCAGUAAAGCCGGAGGAAGACAUAAAAACUGUGAAGACUCCGGCCAGUGAACCGUUCCCCGUGUCGCUGAAGCAGAGUAUAAACUGUGGUUUGGAUACAGGUCAGCGCUGCGAGAAAAACACAGCUACUGCGCAGAGCUUAAACAUGACCUCUGUGUCUGAGGUGAAUGUACAGAACAGCUCUGCAUCUGUUCGCCUCCCAGAGAAUGUGCUUUCACAACGGCAGCCAUUGAACAUCUGCUUUUCAAAUAUAGAAGCGCAGGUUUCUAUCACAACAUCUGGUUCUGUGAAGGACGAUAAAAGCUGCAAGUUUAAAUCAGAAGGUCAGGACUGUAAGGGAAGAUCUGUGAGCCAGGACGGUGCACAAUCUAACAGAUCAGCUGUGAAAGAAGUUGGUGGAAAAGGCAGUUCAGGUUUGAAUAAGGUCAACACGUGCGUUGGAGUUACAAAAGUGGAGGUAAACCCAAAAGUGGAGCAGAAGAGAGAAGUUACUACAGAUAAUAUUGUCCCCUCAUUAAAUAAUGUUUCAAAGAGUGUAAAUAAAAAGGAUAACACUGUUGGUGCGGUAGAGAGUAGUAGCAUGUUUCUGCAGAAAAAAGAGAAUCCCAUUUCACCAAAGAAUAAAGGCAAUGUGAAAGAUUUAGAUCUGCCAUCCAAAAACUGUCCGGCUGAAAAAGCACAACACAAAGCAUCAGAAUCAGGAACCUGCACGUCUAAAAAAGAAGAAACGGUUACCUGUGUAAAAGAAAACGCCACAAAACAAAAAUCCUCGGCAACUGCAAAUGAAAAUGUUUUGAUUCCCAAGAGUAAGUCGAGGCCUGACCCGCAGCCUGUCCCGCCCCCCGCUGUGAAGACGGAGACAAAAACACUGGAAGUGAAAUAUCACAGCACAGCUCCUCCGGCUCCAGCAGUCAGGGGCAGUCAAACCUCAAAACAGAGGGAUCUGUCUAAAGAAUCUGCGCUCUCCACUUCAAACAUUCAAGCAAUUCGUAAACAGAGAGAAUCCGCAUUGCCAACCAAGCAGGAGGAAUCAGUGCAGCUGUCUCCUACUCGUGUUGACGUGAAGCAAAAAGAAACACAGCCCAGAAGCUUUGCAGCAAAAGACAACUCUGAGUCAAAGCCAAAAUCUCCCCCUUCUAAAACUGUCCCUUCAUCAUUUGUUCUAAAGUCCCCCGCCGCUCCAACACCAGUUUUUAAACAAAGUCCUGAUGCCAAACACAAAGACCCCUCACCCAAAAAACAAGCUCCAGCCGUUCGACACCAUCAUGGCCAAAAACCAAAAGAAGUAGCUUCACCUGUUCCUCAGCUCCCGUCAGAUGUUCCCUCCCAGCCCGACCCACCGCCAGUGCUGCCCAAACCUGCAGUGAAGAAAGAACAGCUGAUCAGUGGAGGUGUCUCAGGCAGGAUCUCCACCUGCGCACCCCAGGAAAGUGCAAUCAAGGUUUCAAAAGAAAGCCCCACGUCGGAUACGCUCAAAUCGGAAAAGGGCCCAGAUACCAGAAACACGACCCCUGAGAACCUGGGGCCCUCCAGCAAGAAGGAGCAGGCUGAGAGGAAGAAGAAAGACACUGUUCCAGAGGUUACGCCUGCGCAGAAAAACUCAAAAAGAGACGCAUCCCGAGCUGCCGCCUCGGACAGAGAUACUGGCAGGAAGCAGCAGAAGGAGUCGCCACGUAACUCUAACAACAAAAAAUAAAACAAGGGACGUGAAAUUAGCAGCCGCUUCAGAACAUCUAGAUGUAAUAAGAGUUAGAAAAGGGUUUGUGCAAACAUCCUCAUGCCUUCUUUUUUUUUUUGAAGGACCGGGCAAGCUGUGUGUGUGUGUGUGUGUGUGUGUGUGUGUGUGUGUGUGUGUGUGUGUGUGUGUGUGUGUGUGUGUGUGUGUGUGUGUGUGUGUGUGUGUGUGUGUGUGUGUGUGUGUGUGUGUGUGUGUGUGUGUGUGUGUGUGUGUGUGUGUGUGUGUGUGUGUGUGUGUGUGUGUGUGUGUGUGUGUGUGUGAGAUGAACACACACGUGUAGAUGUGUCUAGGUCUGAAUGUAGGCAAUCAUUUGCUGGUCAUUUCUGGUGUAGUACUUUUCACGUCAAGUGUUGUUUCUGCUUUGCGCUAUCAGUAUGUCGGGGCAGCAGGGAAGAACCUUAGGAGGGUCGUAUUGUAACGUCAGUGCCAUAAAAGAUUUAGAAUUGCACUCUUACUUCUUGACCCGACUGAUCUGAGGUCUUUUAAUGCAGUAUACCACACAAUUUGCUCAGCAAUUGUAUCACGAUUGUUUCUGUUCGUAUAAUCCAAAUCUUUUCAUGUUGGGUUUUUGUGCAGUGGUACACAGAGGGGGGUGCACUAUAUCCUGUGCUUUUCACUUAAAAAAAAUACAGAAUCACCUCUUGGUUCUAGAAAUGAUAAAUCAGUGAAGAGGCCUUAAAAUGAUGGGAGAUUUAAAAAAAACUUGCUGUUCUUAGCAAGGUGUGGUGUUAAUUCACAUUCCUCUGACGUGUGUACAUACAUUUUUGAUUUUUAUGCAAUAUGAUGUAGAUAUGAUAACACUGUAAAACUGGGAUUCAUGGGCUUAACAUGAUUGUCGUUUGUAUGAUAUGUAUAGAUUUUGCUGUCAUUUGUUUGUAUGCUCGGUAUUAGAGUAUCUGCUCGAUAACUCUGUGGUCUAAAGUAAGCUACUGUGAUGUAUCUUGUCAGAGGCAUCCUUUUCUCUGUGACAUUCAACAUGUUUCCACAUGUUCCAAAAUUAACUUGACAAGAGAGGAAAAGUCAUGGGGGAGUUACUGAGCUAUUUCUAAAAAUGUAGCAUUAUAAAACAAAACUGUGAGGGCUGUCAGCUUUUUCCAAGAAUGUCUUUAAUGUUGAUGAAGUGUUAGCUGGCAGACUAAGGUUUAAAAAGUGUAAAAUAUGGAACAUUGUGUUUGAUUAUUGAGAUAUUCUGUUAGCCAAUCAUUACUGCAGUAGGUUUCUGAAGGUGUUGGGCUUCAUCUCAGCGGAGUGACAUUAAGAUCACGUGAGUAAGAAACCAGUACACACACAGGGCUUCAGCGUCAGGGUAUCAAAGGAUUUCAAUGUCCGGUUUCGCCUCAGUGUUGUUAAAGUCGUGUGAGUGUUUUGAUGUUUCAAAGGACUCUAUAAUGAGCAGCAUCUGGCUUCACCUGGGUAAUGGUAUCAUAUGAGGAAUCCUGAUUAUUUGCCUAGCAUAGUUCAUGUCCACAACAGUCAUUUAUUGUUAGAUACUUGGUACUUUGAUACAGACAGGCUGUCAUAUAUUCACAAUCACUUUCUGAAAUUUACUUACACACCAAAACACACGUUUUAUACUUUAGACACCUUUAAAUUGUAAACACUAAAUAAGAAUAUAAAGGUAGCCUAGGACACUAAAGUGUGUAAUGCAUUAUUUGCUCUGUUGUGCAGGCUAUGUACAAAAUAAUUAUCCUCUUUACUACAAAAACUCUUGGGUCAAACAUGUCACAGAAAAUAGUUUAUGUAACACACUGUAUCCAAGAGUCAACCUGAAACACGUGCGAUCGAUUGAAGAGAUUUUAAACGAGUUACAUGCAUUAGAUAUUGUUAAAGUAUUGCUCAGUGAUGUGAGAGAACAAAUGCACCUUAAUGUUUGCCAAUACUCAGUUCAAAGGGUGAGAAGCAGGGUGAAAUUAGAGCUGAAAUGGUUUAUGAAUUCCCCUCUCGUCCUCACUUCAGAUUUAAAAUAAAUCACAGAAUUUUAUUGUUUCUUCCCCCACUCUUUUGUUUGACUGACAUUAAAACACUCAAAGCACAUUCAAUGUUUGUUUACAAAGCAUCAUGGAUGUAUAUUUUGUAUAUUGUUGAUUUGCCAAAUCUAUGUUCUGUGUCAGAGAUAAUGUUGUCUAUAGUAGUGUGAGACUUUGCCCCCCUCCCACCAGGAUAAGAACAUUUGUUUGUGCUGUAAUCAAUGUAUUUCCAUGUCAGGUUCUUCUCUUUCUCUGCUUGUCUUUUCUGUUUACUCUUUCUUUUUCUUCCCCCUGUGCAAAACUAGUAUUAGAUAAACUUGCUUACGAUGGUUUGUCUUUUAGAAAUAUGUGCAAUAAAAGUGUUUUGAGUUUUGUAUUUUGCCCAAGGAAAGCUCUAUGGAUGUCAUACAUGUUGUAUAUUAAAACAGAUAUUUAUACUUCUAAUGUUGCGUAAUGCUGAAAAUAAAAUGGGAAUUGUA
This is a messenger RNA of Eleginops maclovinus (Patagonian blennie), 10191 nucleotides long. It is a transcript of the gene mast4, whose product is annotated as microtubule associated serine/threonine kinase family member 4. NCBI's taxonomy places the organism in Eukaryota, Metazoa, Chordata, Actinopteri, Perciformes, Eleginopidae. Gene Ontology annotation, molecular function: magnesium ion binding; ATP binding; protein binding. Gene Ontology annotation, biological process: intracellular signal transduction; cytoskeleton organization; peptidyl-serine phosphorylation. The record is from RefSeq and is a predicted model, not a curated record.